UUUCUGCCACGUGGUUAUCAAAUGAUCGACAGAUCUAGAUGAUCGCAAACUGUAGGUAAAUUUUGAGCGUCUACCCUCAACAGCAUCAGAAUGGCCCCCGACGUUUCUGGUAAAGGCAUCCUCCUCAAAGUUGACCCUAUUGCGGACGCUUUCCGCGCUGAAGUCAAGGAUGGACUUGCAGCCCCGCAUCGUACACCGACGCUUGUCGGAAUCUUGGCAACUAAUGCAUCUCCAAGUAGGUUUUAUGCCGACUUUACGAGGAAGCAAUGUGAGGGGCUUGGGGUGAGGUUUAUUCUCAAGGAGGUUGGGAGUGCGGUGAAGCAGAAUGAAGGGGAGGAAGCGAGGUCAGAUGGGGAUGGUGUGGAGGAGGCAAUCAUCGAAGCUAAUGAGGAUGAUAACGUUGAUGGUAUUAUGGUGUAUUAUCCAAUAUUUGGAGGCCAGCAGGACCAUUAUCUGCAACAGAUUGUCUCUCCGCUGAAGGAUGUAGAAGGUCUUCAUUCGAAAUUCCACUAUAAUCUGUACCACAACAUCCGUUUCAUCACUCCUGCCUCGCUCGCCUCUACCAUUCCGUCUUCAAAAGUCGUCCAGCCAAUAAUAGAUGAUAUCCCUCCACCCGGAACAGUCAAAUCCAUCAUCCCUUGCACCCCCCUCGGCGUCGUCAAAUGCCUCGAGUAUAUCGGGGUGUAUAACAAAAUCCUUACAUAUGGCGAUCGCGCAUACGGGAAGACCGUGACCGUGAUCAAUCGGUCAGAAGUUGUAGGACGCCCUCUCGCCGCACUUCUUGCGAACGACGGCGCGAGAGUGUUUUCCGUCGAUAUCGACUCCACUCAGGAAUAUACAAAGCGGCCGCGUCCCUCAAAUCCGACUUCUGCUCGACAAUACCUCCCGCAUCAUACUUCGCACCUGUGCACGCUCUCGCUCGAAGAAUGUCUUGCGAUCUCAGACGUCGUUAUCAGUGCUGUGCCCAGCGCAUCAUACAAGGUCAAGACAGAAUGGCUAAAAGAAGGAUGUGUAUGUGUCAACGUCGCAGCAGACAAGAAUUUCGACAAGGAUGUAAGGGAUAAGGCAUCUAUAUACAUACCAGCGGUCGGCAAAGUGACUAUUUUGAUGCUCCUUCGGAAUUUGCUGCGUCUUUCACACUACAAUGAUGUGUCGGCCCCGAGUGGGAGCGAAGACAUCAUACCCGCCCAAUAAGCGAGAUCCCUCGUGGAAUCGUGUCGGUGCAGUCG
Suillus subalutaceus is the source of this 1229-nucleotide messenger RNA. Its product is annotated as NAD(P)-binding protein. The transcript is spliced from 9 exons. The coding region runs from base 91 to 1194 and encodes 367 amino acids. Gene Ontology annotation, molecular function: methylenetetrahydrofolate dehydrogenase (NAD+) activity; methylenetetrahydrofolate dehydrogenase (NADP+) activity. Gene Ontology annotation, cellular component: cytosol. The record is from RefSeq and is a predicted model, not a curated record. NCBI's taxonomy places the organism in Eukaryota, Fungi, Basidiomycota, Agaricomycetes, Boletales, Suillaceae. Gene Ontology annotation, biological process: purine nucleobase biosynthetic process.